AGAAACACAUGUAGAGAGGUGGGGAAAAAAAAAAAAGAAAAAAAGAAAAAAAGAGAGAUGGGAGGGUGUUGUAGCAAAAAUGAGGUUGGUGAGGGGCUUCCUUGCAAAAAGGAAGAAGAUGGAGAAGAUGAUGAUGGUGAUGAGGGGGAGCUCUUUGAGGGAGAUGGCGACGGGAAUGGCGGUGGCGCACGUGUGGGGUUGAGGGGCACGUGUGAGUAUGCGUCCAUGUUCACACAACAAGGGUGGAAGGGGGUGAACCAAGAUGCAAUGACAAUAUGGGAGGUAAUUAAGGGAAAAAAAAAAGAAUUUUUUUUUUUAAAAAAGGGCAUUGGUGGAGACAAAAGCCAAAUCUUUUGUGGUGUGUUUGAUGGGCAUGGCCCCUUUGGCCACCAUGUUGCAUCCCUGGUUAGAGAUACUCUACCAUCAAAAUUAUAUGCACUACUGAGCUCUACACAUUCAAUAGAUCAAGUUCAUGAGUGUGAUCAUCUCAAUGAAAGUUCAUGGAAUUCGAUCUUUGUUCGAGCUUUCGAGGAUAUGGAUACGGAUUUGAAGAGCCACCCGUUCAUCGAUUGCAUAUGUAGCGGCACGACCGCAGUGUCGAUCUUCAAACAGAGGGAACACUUGAUAAUUGCAAAUCUAGGGGAUUCGCGUGCCGUUCUUUGCACGAGAGACGACCGAAACCUGCCGAUUCCGGUCCAACUCACCACUGAUCUCAAACCAAACCUUCCAAGUGAAGCCGAAAGGAUUAAGAGUUGCAGGGGAAGAGUGUUCGCUCUCGAGGAAGAACCCGAUGUUUACAGAAUAUGGUUGCCCGACGAAGACUCUCCGGGGCUGGCCAUGGCGAGAGCUUUCGGAGACUUCUGCUUGAAGGACUUCGGGCUCAUCUCUACUCCGCAAAUCACUUACAGGAAGUUAUCGGAAAGGGAUGAGUUUGUGGUUCUUGCAACUGAUGGUGUUUGGGAUGUUCUGUCGAACAAGGAGGUCGUAAAGAUCGUGUCGUCGGUCCCUAAACAAUCUGAUGCGGCAAGGCACUUGGUCCAGUGUGCGGUCCGUGCGUGGCGGCGCAAGCACCCUACGUCCAAGAUUGAUGAUUGUGCCGCCAUUUGCCUCUUCUUAAAGCUCAUCCCCUCGUCAAGCAGAGCGAAGAGCUUCGAGACCCCCCGAAGCAGCACAAAGUCCUGCGAGCUAUCCUUUUCCGAGAGUUUUAGGACGGCCAGAAGCGAGGAGACCAUCGGCCUGGAGGCAGCGGAGGAGGAGAUAUAUGAAGAGUGUAGGGAACACUGGAAUGCUCUCGAAGGCGUGACGAGGGCGAACUCGGUGCUGAGGCUCCCGCGGCUGGCGAGUGUGUUGAGCUGGCGCAAGAGAUCGACAAAUGCGGGGGAGAAUGAAGAUUGAUGUCUGCAUAAUACUUCGAAAGAAUAGAAGGGAAAAACUGAUGCCUACAUACAAUUUGUAUUUGACAUUGAAUAGUUCUUAUCGUUGGUGAUGUACUCAAUGGAAAUUUUACUCUCUUUUUUCUAUUUUGAAUGGAAAAUGGAAGUUACACUUAAA
Molecule: messenger RNA, 1551 nt
Organism: Ananas comosus (pineapple)
Lineage: Eukaryota; Viridiplantae; Streptophyta; Magnoliopsida; Poales; Bromeliaceae
Product: probable protein phosphatase 2C 73
Exons: 5
Coding region: 58-1395 (445 amino acids)
Biological process (GO): protein dephosphorylation
Molecular function (GO): protein serine/threonine phosphatase activity
Source: RefSeq, a predicted model, not a curated record